Molecule: messenger RNA, 1514 nt
Organism: Salvia miltiorrhiza (redroot sage)
Lineage: Eukaryota; Viridiplantae; Streptophyta; Magnoliopsida; Lamiales; Lamiaceae
Exons: 2
Coding region: 858-1361 (167 amino acids)
Source: RefSeq, a predicted model, not a curated record
UCAUGGUGUCAUGCUUAUUAUUCUAUGAUUCACUUAGCCGGGUUUUCAAAAUUUAGUAAAUAAAUAAUUGAAAACUAAAUUCUUGAGUUAAGGACACCAACAAUAUCCUUACUCGAUUUUCUUAAAUAAUUGGAAUUAUAAAUAAAACCAAUUAAAUCAUAAAUACUUUUAUUGCAAAAUGUAAUGCAAUUUCAUGUCAUGCUUAGCAUAUAAUAAGUAAUAACUUAAAAUACGCACAUAAUAAUAAUAUGAUAUUAUUAUGCAAAUUAAAAUAAUUAAUCAAACUUAAUAAGUCUAAUUAAUAAAUAUUGGGUAGCCCAUUUAAAAUAAUUAAAUCAAAGACACCCUCCCAUUUUUUAUAAAAUUUCGUAGCCCAAAAUACAAGGGCAGCCCAAGUUUAUUAUAAAUAAAUCGGCCCAACUCUUUUGAAUUAAAAGGUCCAACUGAAAUAAAGCCAAUGCCCAAACUGAAAAAAAUAAACAAAAACUCGGCCCAAUUAAAGAGCCCAACUGAAAUUAAAAGAAAAGGCCCAAUUUUAAGCCCAACCCCAAACCCUUUUUCUUCCUUUCCUCCUCACUCAGAAACGCACACACACGCUCUCACACAGACCACGCUCAAGUGGAGGCGCCCUCUCUCCCUCGGAAAUUCCGCCACCGCGAACGCUCCUCCUCCGGCGAGAAACCGACGACCGGUCCUCUCCCUCUACCUACACAAACACACGCACCCAGCGGCUGCGCCGCCCAGCCCUCUCUCCUUCACGCAGCAGGCGCAACCGCCGCGGAGCGCCGCUGUCUCCGGCGUCCUCGCAGCAGAUCCGCCGUCGCCUCCCUCGGUUUCUCUCUCGGCGACAACAGCCCAUGGCUGCCGCCGUCCUGAUCCCGACAAGACUCAUCCCAGCCAGACCAGACCACCUCUCUCUCUCUCCGGCCGUGGCCGGGCAGCAGCGGCACCGCCGCCGUGCCCUGCCUCCCUCCGCUGAAGCCCAACCUCCCAUCUCUUUCUUCUCUUCUUCCCCUAGCUGCGCCCCCAACAUCUCUCUAUUUCCCUCUCAACAAUCAAACACACGCGCACGGACAUGGCGUAAGCCACGCCGCCACCGGAUACAGGACAGCAAACGCCCCACCGCGGUGCGCCGCCGCCUGCUCCUUCUUUUCCGACAAACAGCCGAAGCUACCUCCGUCUCCGCCCCGCCCGAAAUCGAUCGGAAACGACGACAGGUUCACCGCCGCCGCUCCGUUGCCGGCGACGAGCCACCGAGGCUGUCAUUUCCCGACCUCGACUCACACACAAAACAGGGGUGUCAAACAUCAAAUCAGUUCAAACAUAGGGUUUUCAUGUGCAAAAUCACUUUACAACUGUAAUACUCAAUAUAAAGUCUUUUAUUCAUCUGUAAUUUCAUUUCACAUAUAACAUAUCUUGUAAACAUAUAGUGAAACGUCAAGUAACUGUGUGUGUUGGGAUUCUGUGUUGGUGAUUUGGAGAAUUAAACAAAAGGGGAUAAUACCUUGAGUAGA